GCCCACCUUCUCAAAUCUUCUGAUUUUCAAUGUUAUCCACUUUCUGACUUUUUAUUUUUAUUGAGAACUAAAGAUUCAAUUUUCAUCCAGAAAUCUACUGACCUAAUCGAAUGGAUCAGUUAUCUAAACAAUUUUUACUCAAUUAAUCUAACCCCGUUAUUCUGUUUGUUGCAUGAUUUUAUUUUCUUUUAAUAUGUUCUUAUUUAUUUAAUUCUUCUUGAAAGUGGUUCCGACAAAGUGUUUUGGUGAUAUCCCAAUGAUAUGAAUAAAUCUCAAUUUUGUCAUUGUUCAACGGACAUAAUCAGCCCAGACUCUUAUCAUGAACAUAGAGCCUGUUUCUUGAUCUGGGGCCUGAAUUUCUGCGGCUUACAAUGUCUAUUCAACAAGGAAAUACUGAGGCUAAAGAUAUUGAAGAGGGCAUUGAUUGAUUCAACAGCUGAAGCAGGUUUUUGUUGUCUCUAUGAUCUCUUAAGAAGGGAAACCUCAUCUAACUGGGGUCAAGACUCAGGCGAAUGGAAAGAUUAUAACUCAUGUCCAAGAGAGAGGCUGGAAAGCCUGUUAACUGAAGCUGGGAAUAAAUUUUGUGCAGAUUGUGGAUCACCAGAUCCCAAGUGGGUUUUUACUGAAAUUCCUAUUAUGGUAUUAUCGGUUAAACUUGACGAGUGGUCCCAUGAGGAAGUUGAUGCGUUAAUCGAGAUGGGUGGAAACACUGCCGUGAACUUGAAAUACGAAGCUCACAUUCCCGAUAAUAUGAAAAAACCAAAGCCUGAUUCUUCUGCCGAGGAACGCACAGAUUUUAUAAGGAGAAAAUACGAGCUGCAUCAGUUUUCGAACUGUGAUUUAACUCUGGCUUGCCCAUUUCCAUCUCCAUUAUCGUCCUCCAACUGCACUUCCUCAGGCUGUAGUUCUCAGUCGGCCCCUGAGAAGAAACACUAUGAAAAACAAACGACAGGUCAUCGUAAACAAGGUCUUGGGCACGCUUUUCGUAACAGCUGGAGGAGAACAGAACACAGGACAGCAAAGAAAACUAACUCAAUGGCAGGUAUGGUCGAAUUUGUAGGAUUGAUUAAGGUUAAUAUAGUAAGGGGCACCAACUUAGCUAUACGUGAUAUGGUAACAAGUGAUCCAUACGUCAUCCUCACCUUGGGAAGUCAGUCGAUGAAAACACGGGUUAUAAAGAAUAAUCUCAACCCAGUUUGGAAUGAAAGUCUAAUGUUGUCAAUCCCAGAAAGUAUACCUCCUCUGAAAUUGCUCGUUUACGACAAGGACACAUUCUCAACCGAUGAUUUCAUGGGGAAUGCUGAGAUUGACAUUCAGCCAUUACUCUCGGCUGCCAAGGCUUCGGAAUCUUCCUCGAUCAAUGAGUCGACACUGCUCGGAAAAUGGAAAGCAGGCCAAGACAACACGCUCGUCAAGGAUGGAGUCAUCAUCCUUGAGGACGGUCGAGUGAAACAAGAAAUCUCGAUCAAGUUGCAGAAUGUGGAGCGUGGUGUGCUCGAGAUCGAGCUCGAGUGCGUGCCGCUUACACAGUAGAUAAAUCGGGCAGAUGUGAACUUCAGUAAAUAUACAAAGUGUAGCAAUAAGUCAGUAGUUUUGUGUGUACUGCUUGAGAGUUUUGGAGCCCCUUAUUGUUAUUGUUAUUAAUCAUGCUUCAGAUUAUUAGUUCAUCAGGAAGAGAAUCAGGUUGUUGGUGAGUUUUGCACCCUUGCAAAAGAAGAGUUUUUGUGCUGGAAUUUGCUAUGUAAAUUUAUGUCU
Striga asiatica is the source of this 1755-nucleotide messenger RNA. The record is from the annotation of a GenBank genome assembly. Lineage: Eukaryota; Viridiplantae; Streptophyta; Magnoliopsida; Lamiales; Orobanchaceae.